AUGAGCAUCUUCGAGCUGAAUUCUGUGAGUGAAAAACUGAAGACAGCACAGAGAUUUAUUAAAGAUUACAAUGAUGGUGCGUUUUGGGUACAGCAGGCAGAUGAUAUUUUUGUAAUAUCACCAAACAUCGAAAACCUUUGGGGCAAGAUUUGCUUCAAGUUGUCGAGGAAAGUAUUCGUUAUCAAGAAUGUUUGGAAACAUCUUAUUGUGUAUUGUGAGUAUAAUUUUGACCAAUCUACUAGUUACUUCUAUGUCAACAGGGAAAGGAGACACACUGGUUCAAAAAGCCACGGCCGGUUAAUUAAAACGACUAGCGUGAGAAUGUAUGCAUGCAUGCGUAUAUCAAAUUGAAUCAAAACAAGUAUAGUUUCUGUAUCCAAACAAACGCGCCAAGUUACAGUCUUUAUUUUGGCGAAACAUGAAAACGAGGCUCGAAGCCUUAUUUUCGUGUUGAAGCUUAUUUGCACUAAGGUUGCGAGAGAAAACUGGAAAUCCGUUCCAUUUGAUGUUGUUCUGCUUUUCAGUAGGCCGUCAUCUUUACGAAAAAUGUCUAUAGAAAAAUUUCCUUCAUUUUGGGCAUCUGCAGUCUGCAAAUGCCCAAAAUGAAGGAAAUUUUUGACUUCUUGUUUGCACUGAACGAAAACUAUAAUAUUCUAUAUAACCAAAAACAGAUUCGAAAAAGUGUUGUAUAGUGCCGGCUCUCCGGCAGAAUUGAACCCGUGGCCCAGAUUUUUAGAUAUAUAGGCUACAUGCUAUACAAGAAGUAUCCAUUAAAAUGAUUUUUAUUUGUAUUACAUAUAGACAUUCAGUCAAUGGCAGACGUAUUCUAAUAGGAGAAUGUUUCGCGUGUGCAUUAAAUGCCAGUUCGGCAAGUUUUGAAAACGAGAACAGUGGCUUCGACAAGGAAGAAGCUGCUUUGUCCGAGUUAUUAGCUAACAAGUAUGGGAAGAAAAUUUGGAAAUUAAUCCAUCGGGUUAUUGUAUGGUCGAGGCGUGGAUGUAGGAUGGGCGGUCGAUGAAUAUGGUGGAAACUGGGCAUCCAUUAGAGCGGUUUAUGGCGAAGAAGCUGUUAAUGAGGGAACAGUAAGUUGUGAAUUUCAUUUGAAACAAUCGAUUGUUCGUCACGCCAGGCAUUUGGGCAGUGCGAAAUGACAGACAAAAUUCGAGGUGCUUGCAAACAAGCUGUUAUCAUCUGUUACGGCUAAAAAUUACGAAGAGGCAUAUUUUGGACUCAAAAAUUUCAUCGAAAAGAAACGAGAAAAACUCGGGUUCUUGACCAGCUGGCUUGAAUGGUGGAACGAUAGGAAGACACACUUCGCGAAUGCAUUUAAACCAGUCGGUGCAGCUCCAGUAAAUCUAUCGGAAGUUUAUCAUUCUAGCAACGCCACAACCGGAUCCAAAGGUCUUAAACUCAUAGAUGCUGCAUACAAAGACGUAGUGAUAGCGUUGCGUGCCGAAAGAUUCUUGGAACUUUUUGGUAAAGGCAAUAAAUGCCAGGGAUCAGGUCCAUCGGGCACAAAACGUCGUAAAAGAGACUUUACUGCACAAUCUCAACGUGCAAAAGAGUAUGCUGAGGUGAUACUAGAUGAUGAGUUAUCCAAUAACAACGCGCAAAGUCCCAUGGACAGCUCAAAAGUUAACCAAAGAGGGGAAAUAUCAGCAAGUUCUUCUGAAAACGACACUGAUGUUAGCGAAAAAGAAAGCGGACAAGUGGGAAAAAUAAGCGUGAAGAAAGAUACAAUAAGCAAUAUGUUGUAUAUCUGCGCAACUUUCUGGCUUUCAUUCGCAAGAAAUCUUUCUUUUACUUGGCCUUAA
Messenger RNA from Paramuricea clavata, 1814 nucleotides. NCBI's taxonomy places the organism in Eukaryota, Metazoa, Cnidaria, Anthozoa, Malacalcyonacea, Plexauridae. The record is from the annotation of a GenBank genome assembly.